Vanessa atalanta (red admiral) is the source of this 1067-nucleotide messenger RNA. RefSeq lists its product as uncharacterized. Lineage: Eukaryota; Metazoa; Arthropoda; Insecta; Lepidoptera; Nymphalidae. The coding region runs from base 215 to 679 and encodes 154 amino acids. The transcript is spliced from 2 exons. The record is from RefSeq and is a predicted model, not a curated record.
GUUCGCGUGCACCGGUGAACGAGCGCGGUCAAACUUGUUGGCGCGUAUCUGUAGUUAUUUUCAUUCAAGGCACUUCACUAGUGAUAAGCCAGCAAUCAACCCUUGAACGCUGAACGCGCAGCACGUUUCGAAAUCGAUUUUAAACUCGGCGUAGUCGCAAUCGGAUUGUUCUAUCGGAUAUUUUAAAUUACAAUUGUAAAUUAAGGAUUGACGAAUGACUGAGGUGCCGUUACCAUUUCUCUGGGAUCGAGAAAGAGGCGUAAUGGAGACCUGUUACAAACUAUACACAUGGAUCAACCACACGUUACUCAUGUUGUUGGUGCAGAUGUUCUGGAAAGUUAGUCAAAUAUCGGACUAUUUUAAACAAAAGUCUGUUGAAGACAAUGAUACAAAAACUUCAUUCAUGUUCCCACCACUAUCAAAGGAGUCAAAAUUCAGAAGACACAUCAGAUCGAUGUCAGAUGUCCAAAGCAGUACACCGUACCGCCUCACCUUCAGAUCAAAAAAAGGUGUUCAUCCCACUCUUACAUAUGACUCAGACACGCGUACGAAAAAGAUAGCAUCCUACAAUCGACGUAGGCUUCAAGAUUCCUCGGACUCGAGCGACUUUGAAGCCCCAAAGCAAUUAAGCAUAGAACACAACAUCAUAAAACACUCAGACUCAAUGAGGAUUCUCUGAUUUUACUAAGAUCUGAAUGAAUGAAGGAGGCUGAAUAAUCUAGUUCAAUGCUAGUUUUUGUCUUUGACCGUGUUACAAAAUGUAAUACGUACUAAUGGACUGUGCAAUUCUAGUAAACACGAUCCCGAUGAUCGGUAGACUUAGUGAUUUAUAUGAGACUGUGAUUCAGGUAGAAUGUUAAUUGCUAAAUGUUAAUAUUUAUAAACUAAAGCCUAAAAUGAAAAAGUGAUUUAGAUUUUAAGAUAUUUUAAGCUGUGCAUCUAGUAAAUGUAGGUUAAUUGACCAUUAUAGACCUACGAAAUAAUAUUUUUAUAAUAUCGUAAGUGUUAAUUUAAUUAUUAUUUACUAUUAAGCAUUUUUGUGCCACCUUUUUAUGAUUUUAAUGAUA